This is a messenger RNA of Manacus vitellinus (golden-collared manakin), 6385 nucleotides long. It is a transcript of the gene HLCS, whose product is annotated as holocarboxylase synthetase. The coding region runs from base 1 to 2430 and encodes 809 amino acids. Gene Ontology annotation, biological process: protein modification process. NCBI's taxonomy places the organism in Eukaryota, Metazoa, Chordata, Aves, Passeriformes, Pipridae. The transcript has 11 exons. Gene Ontology annotation, molecular function: biotin--[biotin carboxyl-carrier protein] ligase activity. Gene Ontology annotation, cellular component: cytoplasm. The record is from RefSeq and is a predicted model, not a curated record.
AUGGCCCACAAGGGUCCCAGUGCCAAUGGCACAUUCCUUGAUGACUUAAACAGGUGGAGUCUCCUCCUCAUUUCUCCCUUUAUUUAUCCUGAGAAGUUACUUAAUGCAGAACAUAUAGCCUUUGUGACAGAAAGCAUUUCUGCUCAGACAGAGAACUUGCAGAGAGCUCCUGACUCUUCAAAGGAGGUCGUGAAGUGGUCAGACUAUUGUUCACCGUUGGCCUAUAAACCUGGUGAACCUUUUAAGUUAAUUGCUGAAGCAAGUGUAGAUAAUUUCAGUAGCCUUGGAAUAGCAUUCUUGGAAGACAGGCUUCAAAUGGAUAAUGGAAUGGUGCCACACAAGAUUGUUUCUGUCCAUUUACAGGAAUCUGCUCUGAAGGAGCUGACACAGGAGGCACCACCCGUGAAAGAGCAAAGCACACAAAUGGAUGGAGUAACUCCUGCUGGGACUGCUGUUAAAUCAGGAUUGGGAGGACAAAGUGAAGAGGAGAAAUCCAAGCCAGAGGAGGAAGGUGAUCACGAGGAUGAGCCCAACAAUCUGUCUGGAGAACAUCACCACUUGCAUCUUUCCAGCUGCCACGAGUGCCUGCAGCUGGAAAACAGCACCAUUGAAUCAGUUAAAUUUGCCUCUGCAGAAAACAUUCCAGAGCUUCCUGAUGAUUCCAGCAGCAAGCUGGAAGAGGAGAAGGAUGACUGUCUAGAAAAAGGGAUGAAGAGGGUGAACCUCGCUGGGAAGCCCCCCAAUGUGUUGAUUUACCUUGGCUCUGAAAGGGCCAAAGGGAAAUUCGAGCAGGUCAGAUCAAUCCUUCAGGAAUGCCUCGAUGCCGAGAGCUACACCAUCUACCAGCUGCACCAGGAGCAAGUGCUGAGAGAUCCCUGGAUUGACAACUCCCUGCUGCUGGUCAUUGCCACAGAGGAACCUAUUUCUGAGGGGAACCACAAGCAGUUCAUGAAAUUUUUGUCUAAAGGUGGGAAGAUUCUGGGGCUUUCUUCGUCCUUCGCUUUUGACGGCGUUCGGAUAAAGCGGAAAAACAAGCUGAGGAGGACUGUCCACGAGCUGGUGGUCUCUGAAAAGGACAGCCCUGAAAUGAAGCUGGAUCUCAUGGUCAGUGGCUGUGUUUUUGAGGAAGGAAGGAAGGAAGACACUGGCAAAGUGAAGACGUUGUGUCGGUUAAAUAACGCUGAGAAAGACCCGGUUAUUGUUCAUCUGACUCACGGAGACGCUGGAGGAGAAGCCGUUCUUUGCCAGGCCCACUUGGAGCUGGACAGCAAUUCCAUGGAUGUCCAAACCGAAGAGGAUUUUAAUUUACUGAAGAUGAGCAACACCAAGAGAUGUGAAGUUCUCAAGGAGAUCCUGGUGUCCCUUGGCCUGAGCUGUGAAUUGAGUGAACUUCCCACCCUGACACCUCUUUACCUUCUCUCUCCUGAUGAGGAAAUCCACCUUGCUUUCCUCAAGUGGCUGGAGGGGAAUGUAGAUGCUGAAGGAUUAAGGGCAUCCAGCAAGGUGUCCCUUAAAUUCGUGUCGUCCUGUGGCUCCGAAGCGGAGGUGACUCCGUCCCUCAUGCCGGUGGUCACGGAGAUGGGAAGUUUCUCCUCGGAACAUUUCAGCCUGAAGACCUAUCAGCAGAACCUUCAAACCAAGAAGCUGGGCAAGAUUCUGCUUUUCACUGAGGUUACCACCAGCACAAUGAACCUUCUGGAUGGGUUAAUGUUGGACGUGCCUGAGGAGAUGGGUUUAAUAGCAGUUGCUGUUCGACAAACACAAGGGAAAGGUCGUGGUGGGAAUGUUUGGCUCAGUCCCAUGGGCUGUGCUCUGUCCACUCUGCAUAUCACCAUUCCCCUGCAUUCCAACCUAGGCCAGAGAAUUCCUUUUAUUCAGCACCUGGUGUCUCUGGCAGUGGUGGAGUCAGUUAGAUCAAUACCAGGAUAUGAGGAUAUUGAGCUGCGAGUAAAAUGGCCAAAUGAUAUUUACUACAGUGACCUUAUGAAGCUUGGUGGAGUUCUGGUAAACUCAACACUUAUUGAAACAACAUUUCAUAUACUGAUUGGCUUUGGAUUUAAUGUGAAUAACAGCAACCCCACCAUAUGCAUCAAUGAUCUCAUCACGAAAUUUAAUAAGGAAGAGGGGACAAAGCUGAAGCCUUUAACUGCAGACUGUCUCAUUGCAAGGACUGUCACUGUGCUGGAGAGGCUCAUAGAUAUUUUUCAGGAGAAGGGGCCCAAUGGAAUUCUUCCCCGUUACUACAAGUACUGGGUACACAGCGGGAAGCAGGUCCGUCUGCACAGCGAGGACGGGCCGACCGCCUGGAUCGUCGGGAUAGACGACUAUGGAUACCUGCAAGUCCACCAAGAAGGCAAAGGGAUCGAUUCUGUGCACCCAGAUGGCAACUCCUUUGACAUGCUGAGAAACCUCAUAGUACCAAAGCAUUAACUCACAGCACCAGGGGAGACUCUUUAGGGUUUGGCACCGUCAGCUAAACUCGCUCAGAGGUGGGAAGGGGAGUUGGCAGCUUGAUUUUUUUUUCCCUUCUGAUUUUCUGCUGUCUUUGGUUUUUGAAGUGGAUAACUUCAACAGUUCAAAAAGAGGUGGUGAUCUCAUAGCUGAAGACCUUUAUUCUUUUGUAUUAACUUUAAAACACACCGACGUUGCCGUUCUUUGUAAGUGUCUAUUCUUUGUGAGGAGUCUGGUUGCAAAGGAACCCCUUGCAAUGAACAGAACUUUCUCUUCACUUACACACUGUAUUGGAGAAACUGAAGUGGCUGAACAGUUCCUUUUUGUCUCUCUCUGUUUUUAUUGUACUUUAGCAAAGUGCAGGACAAUAUUUACUUUUUUUUUUUACUCUGUUUUUUUUAAACUGCAUUCUGGUUUAUGUGUUGUCUGCACUAAAAACACCUGGAACGUCAUACAUUUCUGACUUACUGGGAUUACCACUGUGCUUAACUUCAGGUCUAAGUGGAGAUCCUUCCUGAUUUGGUUCUUCUCCAUGUGGACCUGUGCAACAAUUUACCAACCUGUGCUUUGGUCUCAGGUCUACAACUCUAGUGGCUGCCUUGAGUUUUUUGGAGAGUAUUCCAUCAGCACUUUAGAACUGUGGUUGGUUAUCCAAAUUCCUAGCACUCUGCUCUUCUUAGGCAAUUGGAUCCAAGUAAAUCAUCUCAUGUGUCCUUUGAAUCAUAGUUUUCCAAGAGGAUUUAGCCCCUGUAAGAAAAGCCCACUGGAGUAGUGUCUCCCCAAGGUUGUUGUGGAAUCCCAGUCAGGAGAGGGAACCUCUGAUUAGCUUAAAAUUUGAUAGUAGUUAUAUUGUGAUCUCAGUGAAAUUAAGUGAAGAAAUGAGAGAUUCUCUGCUGUAAGGAACUACUCCAGUGAGAAAGAGAAAACACACCAUCCACCCGUGUCCGAAUUCUCUUCCACAGCUUCCGUGGUCACCCCCUUUCCCAAAGCAGAGCGUCUGGGUUUGCUGCUAACCAUUAAAAGCAGGAGCUGACCUGAAAGUAGCUCGUUUUGGGGGCUGCCUGCCCAGUUCCAGAUGGGUUGCAACACCUUGCUCAUGACUGGGAAGCAUCCUGGAGCAUCCCUGUGGGAGUUUCCGUGCGACGGCGGCGGCUCGGCGGGUUUUUCUCCCGGGCCUUCACACCAAGACUUGGCCACCACAGCUCUUCAGACAACUCUGUGCAAAAUAAGUUUGUCCUAGGUGUGAUGUUUCCUCAAGUCUCAUUUCCUCAAGUAGGCAGCACUGCUUGUUCCAUUCCCUCGUCCCUGCUGGAGGUGGAUCAGCCAAAUUGGUUUCCACAAAGGAAAUUACGGCCUACACGCCAGAAACGGGGGUUUGGGGUUAAAGUUCACCUCAUAAACAACCUGAACAUGUUAGGAGAUUGUUUCAGUUACAAAGCCAAGAAGUCUUAAAAUCAGGAAACUGGUCUGUAAUGGUAGUUUUGACCAAUCCUCACAUAUUGCAGCAAGUGCAAGAAAUUAAGUUGUCCCUGUUACAUUUAGGACUUUAUGCUCCACAUCACAGUAGAUUUGUCUCGUGUCCCUGCUGGUUUGUUUUCCCCCAUGAUCCAGAUCAUGUGAGGCUGCACACCAGUAUUAGAUGGGACUGUCCAGUGGAGUGUAGACAGCUGUUAAUUGGCAUAAUUAAAAUGAUACACACCAACACCAGAUUUUGCUUUUUCCCACCAGAGGCUUUCAAAACGGCUUUGGGCUGAGAAUUUUCUGGCAGCUACCUUUAUUUCAGAAUUAAAUAUUGAUGCAUGUUGUAAUCAUGUGAAAUUCGAGUCUGACUUAAUACAGUUUAAAUAAAAAAGAAGAAACUUAUAUAUACAUAUAUGCACAUACAUAAAAAGUGUGUGUGUGUGCACAUGCACACUCACAUCCUGUGCAUCUUCACUCAUUGUCUGCUUUUUCCUUCAGGCAGCUUGUGAGCAAUGUCAGCUGGGGAAAGCAGAGCUCUGGUUCUGGUUUUCCAAACACAGGUUUACAAAACUUUACCUUAAUCCGAUAUUUGUAGCUAAAACACUGUCUCUGCUUUGGCUUUGGCACUGCGGGAUGUGCCUGUGGGAAGCACCUUGGAUUUUGCUCGUAUUCCAGGGAGACUGAGAAGUGCCUGUAGAGAUUUAACAACCAGGUCAUGCUUGCAUGGCUUCCUUAAAACUCUUUCUCCCUUCACAAGGGACAAAGAAUGACAGAGGAAAAGGAUAAAACAUGUUCCUGUGUGGAGGGAAGAAUGGACUUGCAAACCUUCAGUGGCUGAGGGAUUUUUUAAGAGCAAAAUGCUGCAGCAUUUCCUGGUUGCUGUUGUUCCUUUUUGGAUUCCUUUCUGGCUGCCUUAAUGGUGAGCUGGUUCUAUUCUCACUUUGAUUUUUAAGGUUAUUCCAAAAAAUUUUGCAUUAGGAAGACACUUAGCAUUGAACUUCCUUUCCACAAGCAAGAUCUUUGAGUCUGGGUGUGCCAGAGCACAGGUUGGGUGCUCUGGGAAUAUCACUUGGCCUUUUUAGUGGCCUCUUCUGAUGUCCAAAACUUACCUGUGGUUCUUGAGGAAACUGCCUGGACUUUGGAUGAAGGGUUUGGUUGCUUCCCCUUCAGAAGAACCAAAGACAGGGAGAAUUCCUGGAGUAAGGUCCUUGUGAGGAGCAGCUGCUCCUGUGGAGAAGCCCAGGAGCCUCUGUCAGGUAGAUGGGAAGCCCAGCCAGGAGUCUGACUCCUCCUGUGCCAAACUUGGCACGCCCAGAAAGCCACAACAUUUUUGUAGGAAAAUGGUUGUUAUUCUUGUUCUCAGACAAAUGUGGUGCAGAGUGUCUCUGGACAUCGGUAUGGAGAGUAUCAGACAACUCCAGACCCAGGAGUAAUGCACUGAAAAUGUUUCAUUUCGUUCAACUGUCUGGAUUAGUAAAACACCUCUUCCAUUGUGGGGCUGAUGUCAUAUCUUAAACUAUUUUCUUGAUGAAGUGCUUUCAAAAAAACCCCAUUUAUUACGACGUCCAUAUUUCUGCGACUUCAUUUUUUUUUUUUUUCUUCCCCUCCUGGACUCUGUUAUAACGUUUCUCAUUGUGAAAACAUUUGUGGAGGUUGUUUAUUGAUAGGAAAACUUCUGCUGGGCGUGUUGGCACGUGUGUGUGUUCAGAGGGAGGCGAGCAGGUUGUGCCCAGUCAGCAACAAAGCUGCUUCCAAAGAUUUGAAAAAGUAAUAAUGUGCUUAACGUUUAAGAGCUCAAGCAGCACAUCUCGCUUCUAGUAAAAGGUUUAUAAGACUUCAGAGCUUUUUUAUUUUUUAAAUAUAUCCAACAAAUCAAGGGGCUAUUACCUGGAAAUAAUAUUAAAGCGUUUAAUCCUUUAUGCUGCUGCUUCAUUGUGCAAAAAUUUAUUUCUUUGCUUUUUCCUGAUUCAGCUGCAUCAGCAGUUUAAAAAAUUACUCUGUGCAACUCCUUUGGAACAUACAGGAGCUUUAUAUGUAUAAAAAAGUGUCUGUCAUUGUGCUGCAAAGAGCUGAUUCCUGGGGGCGACUGGUUUAAUAAAAGCAUUUGCAUGUGUAAGUGGCAGCAGUGAUGCACUGCCCUGAUCAGACACCAAAGAAAUUAAAUCUGGGCUGAGGAAGGACCAGAGGUCAAAAAAUGAUGGAGAAAAGAGAACUGCAGGGAAGAAUUGCAAACUGAUGUCGUGCUUGAGUAGCUCAUUAGUGAUUCUGUGUUAUUUGCAGUCCCCCAAGUGUCUUCCUUUGAAACACAACGUGGCUAAAAUACAAUAAAUUUGAAUAAAAAAAAAAUCCUUUUAUUUUAUAGUACUUUAAUUGUCAAAUAUAAACCACGAUGGGAAUAAAUUUUCAAAUAUGCACCAUUGUUUGUGAAACCCUGUGUUUUGUGGCUAAAAAGAAAAAGAGGACUCCAGCUCGA